Messenger RNA from Salmo salar (Atlantic salmon), 772 nucleotides. RefSeq names its product S-phase kinase-associated protein 1. Gene Ontology annotation, biological process: ubiquitin-dependent protein catabolic process. NCBI's taxonomy places the organism in Eukaryota, Metazoa, Chordata, Actinopteri, Salmoniformes, Salmonidae. The record is from RefSeq and is marked provisional.
GGCUGGCCAUCUGAUAUAGUUCCACUGGCUGCUUGUGCUUCGGUUUGGCCCUGUUGACGUUUAAAAAAGAAUUAUCUGAAUUUGCUUUAAAACAUUCACAAUGCCAACAAUUAAACUGCAAAGUUCAGAUGGAGAGAUCUUUGAGGUGGAUGUGGAAAUAGCAAAGCAGUCUGUGACAAUAAAGACAAUGCUGGAAGAUUUGGGUAUGGAUGAUGAAGGAGAUGAUGAUCCAGUCCCCCUCCCGAAUGUGAAUGCGGCUAUCCUCAAGAAGGUGAUCCAGUGGUGCACCCACCACAAAGAUGAUCCCCCUCCCCCCGAAGAUGACGAGAACAAGGAGAAAAGGACGGAUGACAUCCCCGUCUGGGACCAGGAGUUCCUCAAAGUGGACCAAGGGACCCUCUUCGAACUUAUUCUAGCUGCAAACUAUUUAGACAUCAAAGGACUGCUAGAUGUCACCUGCAAGACGGUGGCCAACAUGAUCAAAGGAAAGACCCCAGAGGAGAUCAGGAAGACGUUCAACAUCAAAAAUGACUUCACAGAGGAAGAGGAAGCCCAGGUACGCAAGGAGAACCAGUGGUGUGAAGAGAAAUAGAGGAGGAUGCUGCCAACACUAACACACUGAAAGGAUUGUUCCAGUAAUUGGUUGCACUGCGUUGUUCAUACUUGUUAAUAUUACAUUUAGUCUAUUAGAGCGACAGACCUCCCCCCGUGUACUCAUAGCAUGACCAUUUCCAUUGCUUGUAUUGUGCGAAAUAAUAAAAAUAGCUAUUUC